Molecule: messenger RNA, 865 nt
Organism: Ixodes scapularis (black-legged tick)
Lineage: Eukaryota; Metazoa; Arthropoda; Arachnida; Ixodida; Ixodidae
Gene: MCTS1
Product: malignant T-cell-amplified sequence 1
Exons: 6
Coding region: 240-788 (182 amino acids)
Biological process (GO): formation of translation preinitiation complex
Molecular function (GO): RNA binding
Source: RefSeq, a predicted model, not a curated record
GGGUCACGUGACAACACACUUGCACCACCUGCGCCACAGUGGGUUGCGCAACGGUAGAGGCGGGGGUAGGUUUUCGAACGCAAAGGUACCAAACCCUUACCCUGGAGUAAGAUCGAGUAAAUUUUGGAACACGACCUCUGAAUCGGAUCUGUCGGCUGUCGGAAACGGUCGUGGUCGGAAAGCCGUCGGAGCAUCUCGGACAUUUCGGAGAAACCGGCUGCCUGCUGCCCGGCGUCAACAUGUUCAAAAAAUUCGACGAGAAAGAGCACGUGUCCGGCAUCACGCAGCUCAAGUCGUCGGUGCAGAAGGCCAUCAAGAACAAGAUCGUGGAGCAGUUCCCGACGGUCGAGAACUACAUCAACCAGAUCCUGCCCAAGAAGGACUCGCUAAGGAUCGUCAAGUGCCACGACCACAUUGAGAUCCUGGUGAACGGCAACGGAGAGCUGCUGUUCUUCCGGCAGAGGGAAGGGCAGUACUUCCCCACGCUACGACUGCUCCACAAGUACCCUUUCAUCUGUCCGUGGCAGCAAGUGGACAAAGGCGCCAUCCGGUUUGUGCUGAGUGGUGCCAACAUCAUGUGCCCCGGCCUGACGUCCCCCGGCGCCAGGAUGAGCAACGUGCCGAAAGGAACUGUCGUCGCAAUCAUGGCAGAGGGCAAGGAACACUCCCUGGCAAUCGGUUACACAGCGAUGUCGACAGACGACAUCGCAACCAUCAACAAGGGCAUCGGGGUGGAGAACAUCCACUACCUCAACGACGGCCUGUGGCACAUGAAACCCGUGAAGUGAUGUCGUCGUGCCAGGCGUGCUGCGCCAGGACGGCUCCCCGGGUGAAAGGACCGCCAGUAAAACUGUGAUUGUGCAAA